Impatiens glandulifera is the source of this 2067-nucleotide messenger RNA. RefSeq names its product anthranilate synthase alpha subunit 2, chloroplastic-like. The coding region runs from base 105 to 1880 and encodes 591 amino acids. The transcript is spliced from 11 exons. Gene Ontology annotation, biological process: L-tryptophan biosynthetic process. NCBI's taxonomy places the organism in Eukaryota, Viridiplantae, Streptophyta, Magnoliopsida, Ericales, Balsaminaceae. Gene Ontology annotation, molecular function: anthranilate synthase activity. The record is from RefSeq and is a predicted model, not a curated record.
CGCGGACAAGAAAUUAGCAGCCGCCAUCCAUCCAUCGAGUGCACUUCAUAAGUGACGGCAGACCGAAAUUGCUGGGUGACGACUUUUCUUCCUCCCCAAUAGGAAUGGAAACCCUAGCUCUCUCUUCGCCUACGCUUCUCUCCCACCUCCAAACUGCUACUUCCUCCACCCGCCGCAUCUCUUUUCCCACCGGCUGCCGUCUUUCCAUUGCCUCCACCCGCCAACCUCUCCGCAUCUCCCGCAUCCAUACUGUCACAUGUUCAUCAGUUCAAUCCCCAUUACCAGUCAACAAUUUGACCAAGUUCAAAGAAGCUGCAAAGAAUGGGAAUUUGAUCCCGCUUUAUCGGACUAUAUUCUCUGAUCACCUGACCCCGGUGCUGGCUUACCGUUGCUUGGUCAAGGAAGAUGACAGAGAUGCUCCCAGCUUCCUGUUCGAAUCCGUGGAGCCUGGCCUACAGGCAUCCAAUGUUGGACGGUAUAGUGUAAUUGGAGCUCAACCGUGUAUGGAACUAGUCGCUAAAGGACAUCUGGUGACACUUAUGGAUCAUCAGGAAGGGAGGAAGACAGAGGAGUUUGCAGAAGAUCCUAUGACCAUUCCUCGAAAAUUUAUGGAGCAAUGGGAACCUCAACUUGUUGAUGAGCUUCCUGGGGCAUUUUGUGGAGGGUUGGUCGGUUAUUUCUCAUAUGACACAGUGCGUUAUGUAGAAAAUAAAAAGCUUCCAUUCUCUAGUGCCCCGGAGGAUGACAGAAACCUUCCUGAUAUUCAUUUAGGCUUGUACGAUGAUGUUCUUGUCUUCGAUCAUGUUGAGAAGAAAGUGUACGUCAUACACUGGGUACAAAGGGAUCGUUUUCCUUCUGUGGAGGAAGCUUAUAGGGAUGGAAUGAACCGGUUGGAAGCUCUUUCGUCCAGAGUGCAUGAUAUAGACCCGCCAAGGUUGGCUUCAGGAUCAAUCAAAUUCCGCACAAAUCUUUUUGGUCCUUCCUUGGAGAAAUCCAAUAUGACAAGUGAAGAAUAUACAAAUGCAGUCUUGCAGGCUAAAGAACAUAUACUAGCUGGGGAUAUCUUCCAGAUUGUGUUAAGUCAACGGUUUGAACGGAGGACUUUUGCAGACCCAUUUGAAGUUUACAGGGCCUUGAGAAUCGUGAAUCCGAGUCCAUACAUGACAUAUUUACAAGCCAGAGGGUCUAUUCUAGUCGCAUCUAGUCCAGAAAUUCUUACCUGCGUUAAGAACGGAAAGAUCAUUAAUCGACCUCUUGCUGGAACUACAAGGAGAGGAAAGACUCCAAAAGAAGACUACAUGCUGGAAAAGCAACUUUUGAAUGAUGAAAAGCAAUGUGCUGAGCAUAUUAUGCUUGUAGAUCUGGGAAGGAAUGAUGUUGGAAAAGUCGCCAAACCUGGUUCUGUGUCAGUCGAUAAGCUCAUGAAUAUAGAACGAUAUUCUCAUGUCAUGCACAUCAGUUCCACAGUUACAGGAGAGUUACUUGACCAUUUAACAAACUGGGAUGCACUUCGAGCUGCAUUACCUGUUGGAACAGUUAGUGGAGCUCCAAAGGUAAAAGCCAUGGAAUUGAUUGAUAAGCUGGAAGUGAACAGGCGUGGGCCUUAUAGUGGAGGAUUCGGUGGAAUCUCGUUCACAGGUGAUAUGGAUAUCGCACUUGCAUUGCGGACGAUCGUAUUCCCUACAGGAAUGCGACACGACACCAUGUACUCAUACAAGGACUCGACCAGACGUCGGGACUGGGUUGCUCAUCUUCAAGCCGGGGCUGGAAUUGUGGCCGACAGUGAUCCUAACGAUGAGCAGAGAGAAUGUGAGAAUAAAGCUGCCGCUCUUGCCCGUGCAAUCGACUUGGCAGAGUCCUGUUUUGUCGAUAAAUCUUGAAACACUUUUAUUUCAAUAAAAUAUUUAUGAGAAUAAUUGGCUUUGAAAUUGUACAGUUUAUAUUAUUUAUGUUUUGAGUGAUAUUUUUUUUCUUUCACAAACAUUCCCGUUUUUGGCAUAACUCUCUUCAAUUACAGAAAUAAUGUUUUUGGUGAUUUUCAUAUAUGAAAAACCUAAUUUUAUUGCA